CCUGAAGCAAUUUUGAUCUAGUUGGCAUUUCUCACGAUAAAAUUAACCGUGCAUUUCGUGGACAAAAUAUUUAAAAUUACCGUGUUUGGAAUAAUAAUAAAUGGAAAACAAGGAUUCUUUAGACACUAACAAGGCAGAAAUUAAAAAAGAUAGGGGUGAUAAUUUAAAAAGAGUUGUUAAACCUAAAGCUGUGCUUAAGAAAGAUUUGGAAAUCAAACAUUCGGUCAAAGACAGAGGAGACUCUGUACCGAAACCGAUUAGUGAAAAACUAAUUAAUACUAAAAGUACUAAACCUAGUACGUUAAAUAAGAAUUUAGAAAAAAUCUCAGAUGUGACCGAGGGAGGCAAUAAACUUACGAGUAUUUCCAAAAAACUUAAACUUAAUGAAGCAAGUAAAAAUUUUGAUGAAACUCUCGUCAUCAAAUAUAAAAGUCCCAAACAGAAUGAAACAAUAGGUAAAAGCUCUGAUAAAUCUACUCCAGCGAAUUUGAUGAUCGUUAGAAGUUCUGAGAUUAAAGAUAAUGUAAUUUUCAAUACUAUCAAAAACAAGGUAAUAAGUAAAAUUGUAAAUAAAACUGCCAGUAGAAAUAUUAAGCAGCGCGAAGAUAUAAGUAAAAGUUCCUAUAAAUAUAUGGUAACUCAUAAAAAUUCUGUAACAAAACCUAUUAAAGAGAACGUGAUUCACAAAAGCAAUGAGAACAAAAUUGUACACAAAACUACUAAACAGAAUGAAGAACUAAGCAAAAUUAGUCAUAAAUAUGUUCCUGCUUUGAUAACAGAUAAAGAUUCUGUUUCAAAACCUAUUCAAGAAAACACAAUUUCCAAAUACGAUAAAUACGUUGAGAUAAAUAAAGCUUUGCACAAAAGUGUCCUUAGAAAUACUAAACAGGAUGAAAAAAUAAGUAAAAAUUUUGGUAAGCCUGCCCUUAUAAAAUUGGUAACCACUAAAGAUUCAGUAUCAAAAUCGUUUAAAGACAAAGUUUUACCCAAAAAUGCUAAACAAAAUGAAGGAGUAAAAAAUAAUGAUUUUAAUAAUAUCGCCCUCGAAAAUACAAAACCCACUGUGGAAAUAAAUAAGGAUUUUGAAAAAUCUGUACCCAUUAGAAAGAAUAUCGUUGAAAGUGAAAAACAUGUGAAUCGAUUAGACAUCGAUGAAAAGAAACGAAUAAGAGAGAAAUAUACUUUCAAACUGAAAGGUUUUGAUAGAAAUAAAAAACUUGAUGAUAAAAAUAACGCGAAGGAUUCACAGGUUGAAGAUAAGAACGAUAUUUUGACAAACCCUAACAACAAGACGGACAUUAAAGAAAAAGUGAGUGAAAAUACAAAAUCUGAGAGCAUCAAAAUGGACAAAGUUCUUGACCCAACGGAAAAAUCACGAAAGCGUCCAAUAAUAAGGACUAUUAUCGCCAAAAACGAUGCAACCAAAGUUUACAAAGCUGUUAAAUUCGCCGAGCAGAAACGAAAGUCUAAAACAGUACUGCAGAUAAAAAUACCUGUUAUAACAAAAAAUACUAAUUUACCAAACGACGCUGGCGUGGGAAAUAAGGAAUUGCCAAAAUUCUUACCGAAAAGUGAUGAGAACUGCAAGGGAGAUAUAAUAGACCCGAAGAAUUCACAAAGUAAUGAGAAGUAUGAUACGAGUCAACUGUCGAGAAAUAUAAAAAUACCAACCGAGUUAGUGAUAAGGAAUACAAAAGUACCAACUAAUACUCUAUCAAAAACCAGCAAAAUACCAAAGAUACAGAAUAAUGCCGUAAUGAAAAUAACUAGGAAAAUGAGGAUGUCACAGAGCUCUGAAAGCAGGAGUACUGUCAAGACGAAAAUAAGCAAAACAGAGAAGAGAAAGCGAUUGAAGAACAAACUGUCACAUUUCUCGUUAGUUACAGGAAACGGAUCUCCACCAACAGAGGUAGCGAAAUGGGCGCCAAGUUCCAUCAACAAGCACACGCAACCAUACUACGAAGCGUGGGUUGCCACAACCCUAGCAGCUGUCUCAAGGAACUCCAAAAAGAACCAGCAGUUUUAUGAGAACCAGAAACUGGAGAAAUCGUUCGCAACCCUCCUACAAAGGGAUGAAAGUCCUGAGUUGAUGUACGAGAACUAUUUGGAUGAGCGUUAUACUGGAAAGAUAAAAAUAAACAGUAGAUAAUAAACUGAGUUUGUUGUAUUUA
This is a messenger RNA of Maniola jurtina (meadow brown), 2171 nucleotides long. RefSeq names its product E3 ubiquitin-protein ligase BRE1-like. The coding region runs from base 101 to 2149 and encodes 682 amino acids. The record is from RefSeq and is a predicted model, not a curated record. Lineage: Eukaryota; Metazoa; Arthropoda; Insecta; Lepidoptera; Nymphalidae. The transcript is spliced from 4 exons.